AUGAUCUAAUAGAGAAUAUUGUAUUUAGAAAAAGAAGAAUUUAAUAAAUGGAAUCAUACUAGAUAGAACAAAAUUAAAAAUUUAAUAUAAUAAUUAAGAUAGAAAUAAAUUAUAGAAUUAAAUGCUUUGUAAUAACGUAUACUUUCAGUACAAGAAGAAUUAAGUAAAAAUAAAUCUUAAGAAUUAUAAAAGUAUUUUAUAAUAAUAUAUAAUUAAUAUAGAAUGCUAUCAAAAUAUUAACAUGUAAGAAAAGAAUUAGAGAAUUAAUAGAAUUAAGAAAUCAAUAGACUUGAAAAAUCCAUUAAAAAUUAAUCAAUUAUGUCUAAAAUGAAUUCUUAAAUGAAAAAACCAUAAGAUGAAAAUUACAAUCUCAAAUGA
Molecule: messenger RNA, 378 nt
Organism: Paramecium primaurelia
Lineage: Eukaryota; Ciliophora; Oligohymenophorea; Peniculida; Parameciidae
Source: the annotation of a GenBank genome assembly